AUGGAAAAAGAAGCUUUCGUCGAGCUAGUUGUUGCAUCAGAUGCUGCCACCUCACCUGUCAUCGGUUUAUCAGGGAUUGACAAAAACAGAGGGGGAGUGGUGUUACAGUGUGAGUCUGCAGGCUGGUAUCCAGAGCCUGAGCUGCUGUGGUUGGACGGUGAGGGAAACCUCCUCUCUGCUGGACCUACAGAGACCCUCAGAGGUCCUGAUGACCUCUAUACUGUCAGCAGCAGAGUGACUGUGGAGAAGAGACACAGCAACAACAUCACCUGCAGAGUCCAACAGAAGCAAAUCAGCCAGAGCAGAGAGACACACAUACAUGUUCCAGAGGAUUUCUUUGAGGUCCCAUCCAGUUCUCCCUCUGUCAUCAUUGGUUUGGCUGUUAGUUUGGCUCUUUGCAUCAUGCUGUUAAUUUCAUCAGCUGCUGUCCUUUUAUGUAGAAUGAAGAAACACAAGAACAACAGAAGCCCAGAGGAUCAGACUGACGGGGAAGGUGCUGACGUUCCUCUGAGAAAGACAGAGAGAGAGAAAGAAAAUACCAGCAGCUCUUCUCCCAAAACUAAGAAUAAGACUUCAUGCGAAACAGAAGUCAGUAUUCAUCCUAAAGAUGUAAUCACUCUGCUAAAGAUCUAA
Maylandia zebra (zebra mbuna) is the source of this 633-nucleotide messenger RNA. The record is from RefSeq and is a predicted model, not a curated record. NCBI's taxonomy places the organism in Eukaryota, Metazoa, Chordata, Actinopteri, Cichliformes, Cichlidae.